GGCGUUUCCGUUUAAACCGGAUGUGGAUUCAAGACGCAGCGGAGCUCGUUUGUGGAGUCUGGAGAAAGUUGGUGGAUGAGUGAGAGUCAGAACCGAUGGCCGGCCCGGAGCUCCUGCUGGACUCCAGCAUCAGGAUGUGGGUCGUCCUGCCCAUCGUCUUCAUCACCUUCUUCGUCGGCGUCCUGCGGCAUUACGUCAGCCAGCUGCUGAGCAGCGACAGGAAGCUGGACCUGGAGCAGGUGUCUGACAGCCAGGUGUUGCUGCGCAGCCGCGUCCUCCGGGAGAACGGGAAGUACAUCCCCCGACAGUCGUUCUUCAUGAGGAAGCAUUACUUUAACGAUGCAGAAACCGGUUUCUUCAAGAGGGUCAAGAGGAAGGUCGUUCCUAAGAACCCCAUGACAGACACCAGCAUGCUGACGGACAUGAUGAAGGGAAACCUGACCAACGUUCUGCCCAUGAUUCUGAUCGGAGGAUGGAUCAACUGGGCCUUCUCCGGGUUCGUCAUCACCAAGGUGCCGUUCCCGCUGACGCUGCGGUUCAAACCGAUGCUGCAGAGAGGAAUCGACCUGCUGUCGCUGGACGCCUCCUGGGUGAGCUCGGCCUCCUGGUACUUCCUGAACGUGUUCGGCCUGAGGAGCAUGUACUCGCUGAUCCUGGGCCAGGACAACGCUGCCGACCAAUCACGGAUCAUGCAGGACCAGAUGACCGGUGCUGCCAUGGCGAUGCCCCCUGACCCCAACAAGGCUUUUAAGAGCGAGUGGGAGGCGCUGGAGGUGGUGAACCACCGGUGGGCGCUGGAGAGCGUGGAGGAGGAGCUCAUGGUCAGAGACCUGAACUUUAGAGGAAUCUUCAGCGCCGAUGACAGGUUCUGAUCCGGACCCAACCCGGUCCUCUGGACAGAACCGGACUGUUCUGCUUCCAGUGACUCAUAUCCCACUGUGACCCGUUGAGGUUCUGAUAAGCGGGUCUUUGGGGUUCCUGAAGGUCUGAAACAGAAUCCGAACAUCUGACAAAAUGGGAACAAACGGACCGGAACCUUCAGGAAACCCGGAGAACCGCUGAUCCGGACUGGCUUCAUGGAGCCCAGAGGUUCUGGAAGAAAACCCAACAGAACCUUCAGAUUAUUCUAAAUGUUCGGUUCAGAUUCUGUUUUGCACUUUCUGGAAUAAAUCUGGAGCCUGGUUCUGUUUUCAUCAGGAACUACAAUUCUGUAAAUUCAUUCAAAAAGGGAAAGUUGUGUGGAAGGAAAAAGUGUGGGAGGCAGAACAGAAAAACCAGCAGGACCCUCCAUGGUUCUGGUCCCAGAACCUGGUCCAGUUACCAUGGUGACAAUGGUCUGGAAAAGCCACCAGACGGGCCUGACCUUUAACCCCAGAGUAUGUCGCAGAGACCAGACCUUGGUCCAGUCUAACUCAGAUUUCUGGAAAAAAAUAUUUUUGGUUUUCUUUGAACAAAAAUAAAAACUUUAAAUGUC
This is a messenger RNA of Xiphophorus maculatus (southern platyfish), 1474 nucleotides long. Its product is annotated as ER membrane protein complex subunit 3-like. The transcript has 9 exons. Gene Ontology annotation, cellular component: EMC complex; membrane. Bases 96 to 872 code for a protein of 258 amino acids. The record is from RefSeq and is a predicted model, not a curated record. Gene Ontology annotation, biological process: protein folding in endoplasmic reticulum. NCBI's taxonomy places the organism in Eukaryota, Metazoa, Chordata, Actinopteri, Cyprinodontiformes, Poeciliidae.